GGAGCUGUCCAUUGGCAGCCUGCUUAAAGGGGCCGCGAAUAGUUUUCGGCCGCACGUCAGAAGAGCCUGAAGUAAGAAGAGGGCGGUGCCGUCCUCCGUGUCCUGGUCCCACGCCCGCGAAAGGGGAUGUGGGCAGGCCCACGUCUGUCCUUCUGCUCGCUGCACCGGGGAGCUCCCGAUCGGGGACAGUGAUGCUGAAGUCUCAUGCCCAGAGAGCGGCCUCCUCCAUCGGGCCUCCAAGGUCACUCUUUCUCAGUGACUUACUGAGCACUGCAGCUACCAACUUCUAAAGCACUACUCUCACAUGCCCCGGGCAGUGUCUUCUAGUCAUCUCAGCUACAGCUGGCACCAAGACUUUCCUCACACCCCAAGACGAGACAUCAAAAACCAGGUUCUCUGCUCUUCUUGCCAAGCACUGACAUGUUUGUGUUAGGUCUCCCUUCAAAGGAAAAGAGAAUGAGCCUGAAUUUCAGUCGUGGAUAAGCUGAGAAUGUGUGUGUAAAAUGCAAGCUGGAUGUAGCAGAAGACUCUGUAUCCUGCCCCUUGUCCUUGGACCAUGAAGGUCCUGGAUGAGAGUCUUUUCUGGAUGCUGCUUCCUUUCUUCCACUUGAUAGCCAGUGCCGCUGAGCAUGAGGAGGUAGCAAAGCAUGCCAUCAAGUUACACCGAGGGAAGGGUGCCACUGCCACUCAGAGGAAGCAGUGGGUCCUAGACAGCUGCAGGAGGCUCACUGGGCUCCUGCGGCAGAAGAACGUUGUCCUGAACAAACUGAAGAAUGCCAUCAGGGCUGUGGAGAAGGACGCCAGCCUGUCGGGGGAAGAGAAGCUCUUCCAGGUGCACACAUUUGAAAUUUUCCAGAAAGAACUGAAUGAAAGUGAAAAUUCAGUCUUCCAGGCCAUCUACGGAUUGCAGAGAGCCCUGCAGGGGGAUUACAGAGAUGUGGUCAACAUGAAAGAGAGCAGCAAGCAACGUCUAGAGGCUCUGAGGGAGGCUGCCAUUAAGGAAGAGACAGAGUAUGUAGAACUUCUUGCUGCAGAAAAACACCAAGUGGAAGCCCUUAAAAACAUGCAGCAUCAAAACAAGAGUCUAUCCAUGCUUGACGAGAUCCUUGAAGACGUAAGGAAAGCUGCGGACCGUUUGGAGGAAGAGAUAGAGGAGCAUGCCUUCGAUGACAAUAAAUCAGUCAAAGGAGUCAACUUUGAGGCAGUUCUGAGAGUGGAGGAAGAGGAGGCCAGUUCCAAGCAGAAUAUCACAAAGCGGGAAGUGGAGGAUGGCCUGGGCCUCAGCAUGCUUAUCGACUCCCAGAAUAACCAGUAUAUUCUGACAAAGCCCCGAGAUUCAACUAUCCCACGUGCAGACCACCACUUCAUAAAGGACAUCGUGACCAUAGGAAUGCUAUCCUUACCUUGUGGUUGGCUGUGUACAACAAUAGGAUUGCCCACGAUGUUUGGGUAUAUAAUUUGUGGUGUGCUUCUGGGGCCUUCAGGACUGAACAGUAUUAAGUCCAUUGUGCAGGUGGAGACGCUGGGAGAAUUUGGGGUCUUCUUCACCCUGUUUCUUGUUGGCCUGGAGUUUUCUCCAGAGAAGCUGAGGAAGGUGUGGAGGAUAUCUUUACAAGGACCUUGUUAUAUGACACUACUGAUGAUUGCCUUUGGCUUGUGGUGGGGACACCUCCUGCGGAUCAGACCCACUCAGAGCGUCUUCAUUUCCACCUGUUUGUCCUUAUCAAGCACACCCCUGGUGUCCAGGUUCCUCAUGGGCAGUGCCCGGGGUGAUAAAGAAGCAGGUGACAUUGACUACAGCACAGUGCUGCUGGGCAUGCUGGUGAUGCAGGAUGUGCAGCUGGGGCUCUUCAUUGCUGUCAUGCCAACACUUAUCCAGGCAGGAGCAAGCACAUCUUCCAGCAUUGUCAUGGAAGUACUGCGGAUACUGUUUCUGAUUGGACAAAUUCUCUUUUCGCUAGCUGCUGUUUUUCUCCUCUGUCUGAUCAUAAAGACUUAUCUCAUAGGACCAUAUCACCGAAAGCUGCGUGUGGAAAGCAAAGGCAGCAAAGAAAUCCUUAUCCUUGGAUUAUCCGCUUUCAUCUUCCUGAUGUUGACGGUCACAGAGCUGUUGGACGUCUCUAUGGAGCUUGGCUGCUUCCUGGCUGGAGCACUGAUCUCUUCCCAAGGGCACGUUGUCACAGAGGAGAUCAUGGCUUACAUCGAGCCUAUCCGUGACUUCCUGGCCAUUAUCUUCUUCGCAUCCAUAGAGAGAAAUGACAAAGACUGCAUGGAGAUGUGGAGCCUUUCCCGAUGUUUCCUGUGGCUGCCGUGCCCUAGUGUGUGUACCCUAGUCCCCAGUCUACAAGGAGUGCUGGAUCCUGUGCCUACCUGGGCAUUUUGCUGCAUUCUCUGCAGGGCUUCAUGUGUUCCCCACCUUUGUGAUCUACGAGUUGACUGUGCUGGUAUUCCUCACCCUGUCUGUGGUCGUCAUGAAGUUUGUAUUGGCAGUGUUGGUCUUGUCUCUCAUCCUGCCAAGGAGCAGCCAGUACAUCAAGUGGAUUGUAUCAGCGGGCCUGGCACAGGUCAGCGAGUUCUCCUUUGUUCUGGGGAGUCGAGCACGGAGAGCGGGCAUCAUCUCGAGAGAGGUGUACCUCCUCAUUCUAAGUGUGACCACACUGAGCCUCUUACUUGCCCCAGUGCUGUGGAAAGCGGCCAUUACAAAGUGUGUGCCAAGACCAGAGAGGAGGUCAAGUCUCUGACAGCACCAGAUGACAAUGGACUGUGGGCUGGGGGUCCUUCUCAGGAGUUUGGAGUCCUCAGAUGGUUUGUUGCUGCACCGUCAGUCCUGCUGGCCUACCUUCAGAGACAGAGCAGUGUCAACAAAGAGGCAGUGUCCUCAUGUUUGCUUGCAUUUUUACAAAUUCUCCUGUCAUGUUUUUCCGGAGUAAUUUAUUUGCAGUCAGUUGAUUAUGUACAGAGUUUUGACACUGCAUUUUACAGUCACCUGAGCUAUUUUGCCUUGAUGUGCCUUUUUUUAAAAAAUGAAGAUUAUUAACUUCCUAUUGUUAAUUCAUCAGCCCAUGAGUUUUUGGUAAAGAAGAAAAAUUAGAAAGCCUUUUUUAUUUAUUGUACAAUUAUAAUUUGUUGGUCAAAUAUUUGUUAUUAAACAUUAUGGUUAUAUGAGAUUUUAAUUUUAUUUUUAAGCUUGGAAGCUUACUUUUGAUCUUUAAAGACUUGCUGUCCUCUUGCCUCUUGUAACUAUUUUAAAUAAAACAUUUUCAUGUUGAUUUUUA
Cricetulus griseus (Chinese hamster) is the source of this 3275-nucleotide messenger RNA. Lineage: Eukaryota; Metazoa; Chordata; Mammalia; Rodentia; Cricetidae. The record is from RefSeq and is a predicted model, not a curated record.